This is a messenger RNA of Drosophila miranda, 2189 nucleotides long. RefSeq names its product trimethylguanosine synthase (gene Tgs1). Gene Ontology annotation, molecular function: RNA cap trimethylguanosine synthase activity. The record is from RefSeq and is a predicted model, not a curated record. The transcript has a single exon. Lineage: Eukaryota; Metazoa; Arthropoda; Insecta; Diptera; Drosophilidae. Gene Ontology annotation, cellular component: nucleus. The coding region runs from base 26 to 1465 and encodes 479 amino acids. Gene Ontology annotation, biological process: 7-methylguanosine RNA capping; 7-methylguanosine cap hypermethylation.
CUGAGUCUCCACGACAGCCAGUGAGAUGAAUACACACUGCCUGACAUCAUCGCACACCAAUCCACAAUUCUACAUAUUCACACAGCUCUUUGAGGCUAGACACACGGGUGGCCCGCCUUUCGAUCUGAGCAGCAACUGGACCAGCAUACAGGAGGAGAGUUGGCUGGAUUUCUGGCAGCGCGAGGGCCACCAGCUGCUGGAGGAGAAGUGGAACAAGAGGUUUCCCGAAUUCAAGGAGAUCGUCGACGUCCGUGACGAGGCGGAGAGAGUACACUGGCAGGCGCUCUGGGAGGAGCAUGCCAAAGACCUGGGUGCUCGCUUUUGGCACAUAUUCAGCUGCGCCUUUGAGAACUAUCAGCACGAGCUGUUGAAAUCUUUUGGUUCCAUCAGUACAGAGGAUCUUGAGGAGAUUGAGCAAGAGCUGGAGCAGCUAGACGUACGCGGAAACCAGCCGAGGUAUAAGCGGAAGAAAAAGAUCGAUGCGAAAGAACCCUACUUGACGGCCAACGACGACCCCGAAGAUAUUGAAGAGGAGGAGCAGCGCAGACUUCUCGGCCUCCCAGUAGCCUUUGGCGCCCAGGCCAGCCACUCCAUACGGCGCAAGCCAAAAGCAGAGUCUGUGGUUGAGCAGUAUUUCAGUAGUAACGGCGACUCGGACAACAUGACCAGCGAGGAGGAACCAGAACCCCUGCACGGCGUGCAGAGUGGUUUCAUCAAAAAGAAAAAGCUAAAGAAGAAAAAACCCAACCCAAGUGUGGAUCAGAUACCAGACUUCAUAAAGGAGAAUAAAAGAAACAUGUUCAAGUACUGGCUGAAGCGCUUCUCCCUGUUCUCCCGCUUCGACAUGGGCAUUCGCUUGGACCGCGAGAGCUGGUUUUCGGUGACACCGGAGAAGAUUGCCAAGCAGACAGCCCGUCGUGUAGCCUGCGACGUAAUCCUCGACGCCUUCUGUGGCUGCGGCGGCAAUGCCAUCCAGUUCGCCCUCACCUGCGGCCGGGUCAUUGCCGUGGACAUCGAUGCAGAGAAGCUGGCGAUGGCCAAGCACAAUGCUGCCAUCUACGGUGUGGCUGAUAAGAUCGAGUUCAUUCACGCGGACUUCCUGCAGUUCGCGGCCAGCACCAGGCUCCGUCCGGACGUGGUGUUCUUCAGUCCGCCCUGGGGCGGUCCAAGCUACCAGAAACUGGCAACCUUUGACAUCGAAGAGAGUAUGCUGCCUGUGGGCGCCAGCCAUCUGAUGCAGCUGGGCCGUCGCCUCGCCGACAACGUCAGUUUCUUUCUGCCCCGCAAUGCCAGCAUGAGCCAGGUGAUUGCCCUCAGCGGCGCAGGACAGCAGUGCGAGGUGGAGCACAACUAUCUGGACACGCGUCUGGUGGCUCUGACAGCCUACUUUGGAAGUGGAUUGAUCAAAACUCAGCCGGAUGCCGCAGAAGGAGAAGUGAAUACAUCAGAGAAAGGUGUAGACUAGGAUUAAGUAUGAUCAAAUAUUAGAAGGGUGCUGUAGGAGAAGGAACACCAAAACUCAGACGGUUGCUGCAGAAGGAGGAGAGAAUCCACCGACGAAGCAUGUAGAUUAGGAUUAAGUAUGAUCAAAUCUUAGAAGGAUGGGAAGAAGGGAAGAAAACAGAGUAAACUGUUGAUUUACUUCAUCUUUAGAGAUGAUAGUACUUUAAGAUGAAGGUAUUUCGUGUUGUUUGUUACUGAGGCACAAAUUAUUAUAGUAGUUGCCAAAGAACUCAGUCCUUAUUCAGUGAGAAGUGAAUAUUUUCAGUUAUUUGAACUUUAAGUAGUCUUUAAGUAAUUAAUACAUAUUCCUUGAAUACUGAAACCAUAAUCCAGACGGUUAUUGGUUGGUUUUAAAAGGUAACCAGUCUCAUUCAUAAUUUCUCACCAAUCUGAAAUGAAUACUUGCCUACAAAAGUAUCAUUUAAAAGAGUUUAAUUGUUAGUUCGUGUGGAUUAAUGUCUAUAUUCGAAUAAGAAAUGCAUUACACUAAAAAGUCUAGCAUCUAGAUGUACCAAAGUCUUGCAAUCCAAGCACCAGAAGCACAGAAACUCGUAUUUUUUUUGUUUUUUGUUUCUCCCACAUUUGUACCUUUGUGUGUUUUGUCGUAAGUUUGCGCCUCUGUCUCUACCACAGGCAGAGGAUAAAACUGGACUAAUGAAUAAAGUCGCAUCCUAUGUAACACACAA